AUGCCAGGCGACUGCAUUCAAGAAGAUGAAGCAGCUUUGCAGACAUUAGAGAGUGCUCGGACAUAUAAUCCCAGACGAGGUCUGCGAUCAACCUCUGCAGAUAUCUCUACCCUAAUCCAACAUUCUGAAGUCGUGCACAGCCAGCAUCGUGGUCUGCCUCUAGAGCCCAAGAACGACGACUUCAUCUUCUACUUCCAAAAUGAAUUACUCUUCUUCACAAUGUCGACACUUUCACUAGAGGAGAAGAGUGGUCAGAGUGCUUCAGAAGCCAUCGACCAGAAAGCCUUACUAAAAAGGCUUCAGGCAAAAUGCCACUCACCGGCUCGUCUUAGGACUGAGGGUUUAAUCACAUCCCCAUGCCCAAAAUCAGAUAGCCCACAGUGGAAAGGGAUAAUCCGCUUGGACCUGUUCAAGCGCACACCGGGUCUCCAUCAUCAUCACCAACACGGCAAAUCUGGCCAUCACAAAGCCAGAGAUGCAGUAGUCAUCGACUGCGAAAUGGUGCAAGCAGAAAAGGGCCGGAGAGUUAUCGCCUACCUCGCCGCGGUGGACUUCCUAACCGGUGAAGUCCUCAUCAACAGUUACGUUGAUCCCCAGAGGAGAAUAUACAACUGGUGCACCCGCUACAGUGGAAUUACGCCCAAAGCUAUGAAAAAGGCCGUAGCCAACGGCGACGCCCUACGAGGGUGGAUGGGAGCGAGACGUGCCCUAUGGGACUUCAUCGAUAAUGACACGGUGCUUAUUGGGCACGAUAUUAAGAACGAUCUCAAUUGUAUGGGGAUAAUACACCCUAGGAUAGUCGACUCGACUAUCCUCACAGCGGAAGCUGUGUUUAGGCCUAGGUGGGAAACCCAGCGGUUUCGGAGGACUUGGUCGUUGAAGACGCUGUCGAGUGUUUUCCUUGACAGGUUUAUCCAAGGUGGAUCAAAUGGGCACAGUGCAUUGCAAGAUGCAGUUGCCACGAAGGAUGUCGUUAUUUUCUGCCUCGAGCAGCCUGAGUGCUUGAAGAUAUGGGCGGAAUUUACGAGAGGAGGAUGGAAUGAUCUGGAUGACUUUGAGACACUGAAAUCUCUUAUAACAGAUAGUAUACAAGUCUCUGAUUACCUCUGA
Messenger RNA from Aspergillus welwitschiae, 1110 nucleotides. RefSeq names its product ribonuclease H-like domain-containing protein. Lineage: Eukaryota; Fungi; Ascomycota; Eurotiomycetes; Eurotiales; Aspergillaceae. The coding region runs from base 1 to 1110 and encodes 369 amino acids. Gene Ontology annotation, cellular component: nucleus. Gene Ontology annotation, biological process: ribosomal large subunit assembly; rRNA processing. The transcript is spliced from 2 exons. The record is from RefSeq and is a predicted model, not a curated record. Gene Ontology annotation, molecular function: exonuclease activity; nucleic acid binding.